AUGGCCUCUGGGGUGGCUGUCUCAGAUGGGGUGAUUAAGGUGUUCAACGACGUGAAGGUUCACAAGUCCUCGACACCUGAGGAGGUGAAGAAGCGCAAGAAGGCCGUGCUGUUCUGCCUGAGCGAGGAUAAGAAGAACAUCGUGCUGGAGGAGGGCAAGGAGAUCCUGGUGGGUGACGUGGGGCAGACUGUAGAUGACCCCUAUACUACCUUUGUCAAUAUGCUGCCAGACAAGGACUGCUGCUACGCCGUCUACUAUGCCACCUACAAGACCAAGGAGAUCAAGAAGGAGGACCUGGUGUUCAUCUUCUGGGCCCCCGAGUGUGCCCCUCUCAAGAGCAAAAUAAUCUAUGUGAGCCCCAAGGACGCCAUCAAGAAGAAACUGACAGGAAUCAAACAUGAAUUACAAGCCAACUGUUACGAGGAAGUGAAGGACCGCUGUACCCUGGCUGAGAAACUGGGGGGCAAUGCCGUGAUUUACCUGGAGGGGAAGCCCUUGUGAGUCUCCCACCUCCAGCUCCCCUGCUGGGGCCACCCAAGCCCAGUUGGGGAGCAGGCUGCCCCCUUCCUGCCAGGCCUGAGGGGCUGGGGGGAUCCUAGCAGGAGCAGGGCGAUCCCUUCACCCAUUUGCCAAACCACCCCCAACCCCUGACCUCCCUCACUUCAACCCAAUGGCUC
Dromiciops gliroides (monito del monte) is the source of this 677-nucleotide messenger RNA. Its product is annotated as cofilin-1-like. Gene Ontology annotation, biological process: actin filament severing; actin filament fragmentation; cell motility. The record is from RefSeq and is a predicted model, not a curated record. Lineage: Eukaryota; Metazoa; Chordata; Mammalia; Microbiotheria; Microbiotheriidae. Gene Ontology annotation, molecular function: actin filament binding. The transcript has a single exon. Bases 1 to 501 code for a protein of 166 amino acids. Gene Ontology annotation, cellular component: actin cytoskeleton; cytoplasm; actin cortical patch.